Hippocampus zosterae (dwarf seahorse) is the source of this 8985-nucleotide messenger RNA. RefSeq names its product polycystic kidney disease protein 1-like 2. Lineage: Eukaryota; Metazoa; Chordata; Actinopteri; Syngnathiformes; Syngnathidae. Gene Ontology annotation, biological process: detection of mechanical stimulus. The record is from RefSeq and is a predicted model, not a curated record. Gene Ontology annotation, molecular function: carbohydrate binding; calcium channel activity; calcium ion binding. Gene Ontology annotation, cellular component: membrane.
GCCAAGCACCCAUUGAGUAAAUUAUACUUAUGUCAGAAAUGACUCUAAAGAGCAAGCCUUUGUCAGAGAUACUGACGUCAUUGUCCUUUAAAGUCAUGUGGUUACCACAUUGAGUGCAAGUGAUGUGCAGGUGCACAAAGAUGGAUCAUACUGCUUUUGCGGUCCCGACUUUAUUUUUUCUCUUUCUCAGCUUGAUUUGCUUUGUGGCCGGAGAACCAGAUGCUGUCUCUUGUCCCGAAUACCAAGAGAGCUUUGAUGGCUCCUGCUAUGAGUUUGUGGGUCUGCAGCGUCCUUUCCUUGGUGCACAGAAAUGGUGCGAGAGAGGAGGAGGACAUGUAGCCUUCAUCUUGAACAAGGAGACGCAGAAGUUCCUUCAGACGCACCUCGAUCCAAAGAAGGACUGGUGGCUCGGACUGGCGCCUGCUGCACCAAACCUUACACUGGACACUGCUGCCACACAGGUUUCUCUGGCAUGGCUGAAUGGCUCAGAUGUCAGCUACAAUAACUGGGCAAGCAAUCCUGAUGCGCAAGCCACCUGUGGACAUAUCCUGAAAAAGUCAGGUUUCCGUUGGAUAGCGUCGGAGAAUUGUACUCAGGAACUUAGCUUCAUCUGCCAGUUUGAAUCUAGGAGAUCUUUUGCAUGUGAUGGCCAAAACGUCACAUUGCAGUGCGACUCUGGUCAAGUCAUAGAGAUAGACCAUAGUUUCUAUGGUCGAAAAACAAUUCACUACUGCCGGACCAAACUCGCCACCACACCUUCACCUCCUCUUGAGGAGUGCACUUGGACAAAUGUAGCAGACUCUGUAAAAGGCAGUUGCCAUGGACUGCAGGCCUGCCAAGCGCCAGCAGACGCCAAAUCUUACGGUGAACCCUGCCCUCUGUUAGGAAGUUACUUGUCUGUGGAAUACCGCUGCAAAGAUGGUCUCCACUUGCUGAUGAGUAAAUUGGCGGCAGUGUUUGAUAAUGUCACUCUCAAUAUCAAGUGGCUUCUUCAACCUUUUGAGGGUAACCUUACAUGCGCGCUGAACGCUGGCGAUGGCUACACGAUUGAUUCCAUCACCCCAGAAGAAAUGGAAACCACAGUGAUGCACACAUUCAAAACGCCUGGACUUUUCGUGGUCACAGUAGAGUGUUCCACCAGCGACUGGCAUGUGACAGCUCAAAAAUCCAUAAGCAUUCAGGAGCCGGUGGGUCAAUUUGGAGCUAUCAAGUGCUACAGCAUCAACACGUCAGAAGGUGGCACUAACUGCAGCCUGCUCUACAUCGGGGGACCUGUUGAUGUUCAGGUCACAGUGGAGACCGGUACAAACGUUAGUUACACACUCCAACAUAGGGACCUUCUACUUGCAAAUUCCUCUGCUGACCGAGGGAUCACACACCACAACAUUACACUGAAUGCAAGUGCAGUGGAGCAGCUCGGGCUAGGCUGUAACAACCUGACUUUGAACGCCUCCAACAACGUCACGAGCCAAAUCGUGUCCACCCAAUUUGAACUGUGUUUGCUGGAACCUGUCGAGGGCCUGCAAGCCUCAGUGAUAGCAGAGGGCGAUCGGUGUCCCGACUCCAGUGACCUCGUUAUUGGUGUCUCGCUGGAACGUGGAGCCCCUGUGCAGCUUCUCUUUACACUGACUGUCAAUAAUGUCACUCGCUUGGAGACCAGAAACAUGCUCAAUGGAAGCUUACAAAUGUAUACCUUUGGCAGCCCGGUUAAAGGAUCAUUUCAAUUGAAUGUGCAAGCUUCGAAUGCUUUGUCAACCUCUGAUUUUAACGUGAGCCUAGAGAGCAUAUUCCUGGCUUGCAAGAAUCACUCUGACUCUGAAAACAUGAUGACUGGCAAGUCUUAUGACUUGAACAUAAUUUCCACUCCAGAGUCUGUAGUUGACUACACUGAGAAUGUCACCCUGAGCAUGAAUGGAAGUGUCUCAUUGCCCAGCAAAGGACUCGAAUUUAAGUGGAAAUGUAGAGGGGACUGCAAAUGCAAAAAACAAACAAAUGACACAACUCACAUGAUUGACAAGCAGUGUCUUCCGAAUCCAUUUGAGAUGGCCGUCUACACCGUGACUGUCAAGAAAACAGCCUGGUUUAGGAAAUGGGUCAAACUAGCUUCUGCUUCCAAGUGUAUCACUGUUGCUCAAGAGGAAUUAAAAAAUGUCUCCAUUAGUUGUGAUAAUUGCACUUCAAUUGACGCGAACGACCCUGUAAAACUGAGGCUUAGCUGUGUAGCGAGUUGCCCAGAUGUGGACUGGUACACAGAGGAUCUAAAACCACUCAAGCGGGAUGACCUCGGAACCUGUUACUCACAAGAAGGAAGAAGGCCUCUGGUGAAGAAGCAAGAAGGCAACUCGGAAUUUCUUGUAAACAGCAAAGAGCUGAAAUAUUCGAGGGACAAUUUGCUUAAAAUCACCGUGAUUGCUCAAGGGAAAUCGGAGCAAGGUUAUGCCAGGUACACUCUCCCCAUACCGGAUCCAGAACCAACUGUCACCCCCUCACACCCGACGUGCAGCAUCUUUCCAUUAUCAGGCACUGUACUGGACUCAUUCGAUAUCACCUGCCAAGCGAGUUCUUUCUGUUCUUCAGGCUGUCUUUAUUGCUUCAAGACAGACACAGGCAAACAUCUGCGUUGCAGUAAUAAAGAAUUUGUGAAAUCUAUCUUAUUGCCCGUUGGAGACGAAAAGAACAACUACAAUUUGUCUAUUGUGAUAACUGUGAAAAAUGAAUAUACAGAAGUGACCACGAUGGUCCACACUCAGGUUCGGAAAAAUAACUCCAGUGGUUCCGUGGACACACUCCAGUCAGUUCUAGAAGAUACUGUCUCCCAGUUGGAACAAGAUGGUCUUCUCUCCAGUGAGGCGCUUAGCCAAAUCGUUACCUCUGUAGCAGAUAUACUCAACACCGAGGCUGAUGAGGAUCAGAAGGACGCAAGGACGAAGCUCAGAGAGCAGAUGCUGACCAAAAUGACAACGGUGCUGCUGGACUCCCCAUCGAACACCAGUUAUGAGGUUCAAGUGACAGCUAGAGCCGUAGCCGAACUUACGCAUCGAUCAGAUGAGCUCAGUCCAGCUGCCCAGGAAGAAGCAAGCUCACUCUUGGUUGACCUGAGCUCUUCCCUCAACAUUAUCAGUGUUAAUCAGGAUGGGAUUGGUGAUGAUGGAGAAGUUGUGGACGGAGCUGCACCAAUAGUUGAAGCUGCCAGUAAUAUUUUGAAUGCUCCGUCCAACGAAAAAGUUUCCACUUCCCUUCUGACUGGGAUGGGUAACGUACAGAAUGCCUUGUUGAAUCAUAAAAAGUUGAACGGAGAUCCUAUCAUCAUUGACUCCAAUCAGAUCAGUGUGUACGUAAACAGAGUGUCUCCAGAAAGUAUGCAAAUGCAGGAUAUAAACAUCCAGAGGAGCAGCGCUUCUAGAUUUUCCUUUCCGACGCUGCCUUCUGAGGUUUUCUCACCAGAUGAGCCUGUGGAUGUCAGAAUGAUGAGUUUUGAAAAGAACCCAUACUCUUGGAAAGGUGGAAACAUUUCAGGAACUGUGGGAUCUGUCUCUCUCACAAGACCGAAUGGCACUGUUAUCCCCAUUAAGAAUCUCCCUGAAGAGAUUGAGAUUCUUCUGCCCAGGCCGGACGUUGGGCAAGAGAACAGCACAGUCCUGGACCUGGCCAAUUUCAGCACAUUAAUAAUUGACGUUCCCUCGCCUGAUGUUACACUGGUGCUGAAAAUGGAGCCCUCUGAAAACAUUACUUUCAUCUUACUUCUGGGGCACAAGAAUUAUCCAACAAUUGAGCAUUUUGUGGCCAAAACUCAAAUGCCUCGCGAGAACGUCAAGGAAGAGGAAAAAUAUACCUGGGUCCUCAGUCCUAAAGACAGAACAGGAGAUGCUGGUGUGCACUUCCUCGUCUUGAAGCCCAAAGUCGAGCCAGGCGUCAAAUCAGUGAAUGCCACAGUCAGUAUUGUAACAAUCGCUGCCCAGUGCAAAUACUGGGAUGAAGAAGUGUUGUCUUGGAGUGAAGAUGGCUGCAGGGUGUGUGUGUAAACACCUUUUAUUCAGGUGGCCUGAAAAGCAUCCCCGCCACAGCUGAUUUUCCUUUUCUUUCAACAGGUUGGCCCACUCACGACACCUUUGCUCACUCAGUGUCUGUGUAAUCACUUAACUUUCUUCGGCAGCUCUUUCUUUGUCAUGCCAAACCUAGUGGACGUGUCACGCACCGCGGAGCUUUUCUCCACUUUCUUUAACAAUCCUGUGGUUGUGUGUUUUGUGGCGGCCAUUUUCUGCACUUAUCUUCUCGUGGUUGUAUGGGCACGCAGAAAAGACAUCCAGGACUCAGCAAAGGUCAAGAUAACAGUGCUUGAAGAUAACGACCCUCUAGCAGAAUACUGCUACAUGCUGACAAUCGGCACAGGGCAUCGCCAUGGUGCGUCCACCUCCUCACAGGUGACGAUAACCCUGCUGGGAACAGAGGGGGAAAGUGAGCCCCACCACCUGACCGAUCUCGAGAAACCUCUGUUUGAAAGGGGUGCAGAGGACGUAUUUCUCUUGACCACGCAUUUUUCCCUUGGAGAGCUGCAAAGCGUCAGGCUGUGGCACGACAAUUCGGGCGCGCACCCUGCAUGGUAUGUCAACAAAGUAAUGGUGCAAGAUCUGGAGAGUGGCCAGAAGUGGCACUUUCUCUGUAAUUCCUGGCUUGCUGUGGACGUGGGAGAGUGCAACCUCGAUAAGGUUUUCCCAGUGGCCACUGAGGAGGAUCUGAAGAGAUUUAGCAAUCUGUUCUUCAUGAAGACAGCUAAGGAUUUCCGUGAUGGACACAUCUGGUUCUCGGUCAUCAGUCGACCCCCGUGCAGCACCUUCACUCGUGUGCAGCGAGUGUCCUGCUGCUUUUCCUUGUUGCUCUGCACCAUGUUGACUAGCAUCAUGUUUUGGGGCAUCCCCACGGACCCCUCAGAGCAGACCAUGGACCUGGGUCACAUCGAAUUCACCUGGCAGCAGGUCAUGAUUGGAAUUCAAAGUUCGAUCAUCAUGUUUCCUAUCAAUCUCCUCAUUGUGAGCAUCUUCCGAAACACUCGGCCUCGAGAAAAAUCUCAGAAAUCGGACAAGACCAAGCAGGGGAAGACAGUUCGGGUAUCUCCCUCAGAGACGUCUUCCCUUCAGAAAGAACAAAAGGACAUCACACCAGACACGGUGCUGAAGGAUAUAAAAAGAAUAGCCCAGUCACUUUCAAAGGCUAUGAAGAGUCCCCUACCUUAUUUGGAGCUUCGACCUGGUCACCAGACUGAUAUCAACACCCUUUUGUCUCUGGUGGAAGACAUCAUCAGGCAGCAAAACCGAAUUUCCUCUGACUUUUACACAGAUACGGCCAAAAGAGAACGCUCCAUCCUCAGUUUAGGGGCAGUCGAUCUUCAAGAAAAGAGUGUUUGGGGCAGUCCAGAGAGGACCUCAGACGAGGUUCAGAAGAAGAGCAACAACAGCAGGUAUCUAUACAGGCAGCUGCGUCAUGUUGAGAAGAAGCUGGGUUUCCUGGGAUCCUCUCGAUUCCAAAACCCGGACAGCUACAACAAAGCCAUGCAGCAAGUCCAGGGGAUGAAGAAUCUGCUCGAGUUUCACCUACCGUCACACAGCCUAGAUGGAGAACAAUCGGAGCGUAGUGCCAGUCCAGAAGAAAAUGCCAACAAAGGCACUGCCAAGAGAUGCUGCCAAGGUGGGCUGCCAUGGUGGUUUGUCUUUGUAGGUUGGAUAUUGGUGAUAGCAACCAGCGGUGUGUCUGGAUACUUUACCAUGAUGUAUGGGCUGACCUAUGGGAAAGAUCGUUCUAUAAGCUGGCUGAUCUCCAUGGUGGUGUCCUUCUUUGAAAGUUUGUUCAUCACACAACCUCUGAAGGUUCUUGGCUUUGCUGCUUUUUUCGCUCUUGUUCUGAAGAAGGUCGAUCAGGAAGAAUACGGAGAGCCUCAGAUUGACGAGAGCCUGAAGAAUUAUGAUGAUCGUGAUGGGGUGCGAGCAGCACGAAGAGACAGCACGUGCAGUUUCUACCAGCCGCCACCUCCAACGGACAUAGAGAAGAUGAGGAACAACAUGAUUAAAGAGCAAAGAGUCUUUGCUCUCAUCAGGGAGAUUCUGGCCUACAUGGGAUUCAUGUGGAUGUUGCUCCUGGUGGCGUAUGGACAAAGGGAUCCCAAUGCGUACUUCCUGACCCAGCACAUUCGCCAGAGCUUUAGCAAAGGCAUCUCUGACACGAUGAGCAUACAAGAUGUGUUCAACUGGGCAAACACAACUCUGCUCAGCAACUUGUUUGGAGAACACCCAGGUUUCAUCACAGAUGGUAACUCAAAGCUGGUGGGUAACGCUCGUCUCCGCCAGCUGAGGGUACAGAAAAACUCUUGCCGUGUGGCGCGUCGCAUGCAACGUGCUGUGCAUGACUGCCACUCUCUGUACUCGUGGGAGUCCGAGGACAUGGGCUCCUAUAGUCCAGGCUGGAGUUCCUCUGAUAAUACAUCAGUGAACCUCCCCAGUCCCUGGAAAUACCGAUCCCAGGGUAAAUUGAGGGCCUACCCCAUCUGGGGAAGCAUGAUCCUCUACAGGGGAGGAGGCUUUGUGGUGGAUCUCGGACCAGAUUUAGAAAACUCCAGCAGAUCUCUCCAGUAUCUCUAUGAAAACCGCUGGUUCGAUGCACACACCCAAGCAAUCUUUGUUGAGUUCACUGUGUACAAUGCCAACGUCAACCUCUUCUGUAUUGUCACACUCAUGCUGGAGACCACGGCUCUAGGGGCUUUCCAGUUCCGUAGUGAGCUCCAGAAUGUUCGUCUCUACCAAUCGACGGGGGGCCUGCACAUUUUUGUCAUGGCCGCUGAAGCCAUCUACUUCCUCUUCAUUCUAUAUUACAUGUUUGUUCAGGCAAAGCUGAUGAAGCAACAGAGAUGGGCUUAUUUCAAGAGUAAAUUGAAUCUACUUGAGCUGGCAAUCAUACUUCUCAGUUGGAGCGCACUGUCCGUCUUUAUCAAGAGGACUCUGCUGGGGAAGCGAGACAUGGAAUACUACCAGAAUCACAAAGACCAAUUUGCCAGUUUCUACGAGACAGCCAAGGCUGAUGCAGUCCUGGGCUAUCUGAUUGCCUUCCUGGUGCUGCUGGCCACAGUCAAACUGUGGCACCUGCUGAGACUCAACCCUAAGCUGCACAUGAUCACAGCAACGCUCCAGCGAGCCUGGACUGAUAUCUCCGGCUUCCUGGUGGUCAUGACCAUCAUGUUUCUAGCCUACUCAAUUGCUUCCAACCUGAUGUAUGGGUGGAAGCUGUACUCCUAUCGCACUCUAUUUGAUGCUGCUCAGACUAUGGUCAGCCUGCAGCUGGGCAUCUUUAACUAUGAUGAGAUUCUUAGUUACAACCCAAUCCUGGGUGCCUUCCUCAUCGGCUCCUGUAUCGUGUUUAUGACGUUUGUGGUGCUCAACCUCUUCAUCUCUGUCAUCCUUGUGGCCUUCAGUCAAGAACAGAUUCAUCACAAGCCAUCCGAGGAGGAAGAGAUUGUGGACAUGAUGAUGAUGAAACUUUGCAGUCUGUUCGGAAUCAAAUCCAAGACUAAGCAAGGUGACGAUGGCCAGACUGAGAAGGCCCAACUUACAUGUGCUUCAAAGAAUGAAAUCGCUACAAUUUCGCCAGGCCGUAUUGACAAGGACUCUUAUGUUCUACUUUAGUCUAGUCUAUUAUUCUACUCAAUAUGCUCAAACACCCUUUGUGCUUUGCCGCCAUUGUUAUUUUUCACGGUUUGCUUCAUUCUGUGCCACUGCGAUGUUGACUGCAUGUCAGGGCCCGUGUUAAGUGCAUUAUUUAUGAACAAUAUUCUUCAAAUAUGUCCAGAUGUUGAAGCACUGCUUUUAGGAUGUUGCAGCUGUAUUUUUAAAGUCAACUUUGGCAAUGAUUGUGACUCUCUUGUGUAGAGUAGUGUUUGCUUCAAGUGCAACAUCGGUGUGACCGCUGUUAUGUUAAAUGUGGCACUUCUUCAUGAAAAUGUAUUCGCCAAUAAUCAAAAAGCUUAAUUGUGCAACACAAAAAAAAGCAGCUGCUGAAAAUAGAUUAAAACCUAUACAUUUAAGCAACUUAGCGUAUAUGGCUUUAUGCUUGAAUUGUGCAUUCAAAUUAAUGUGUCAGGAUCUGCACAGAUACAACAUGAACAAAACUGAUAUGUUGUUGGGUGCGCUGGAAGCUGUUAAAAAACAUGAAGCAUGAAUCAUGCAAGUCAUUGUCGAAACGCCAUUCAAGAGAAUGAUACCAACAUUUUGAAGUUAGUAAAUUAAUUGGGUAAAUUAAGUAAAUAUAGGACGACAUAUUCCCAACCCAACCUAAAGUAAAUUGUGGACACUGAUGGACACUGAUGACAUCAUUACAAAAGGAAAGGAAGAAUUAAGAAAAACAAUAUUAUAUGCAAGUGAUAAACUAGCACUCAAGUUUUUGCUUUUCAGUGAUUCUUGAAGUGGCUCAUGGUUCCUUUGUGGUACUAAAAAGAAUCACUUUUGAGGUACAGUUCAAUAAUUUCAACAUUUAAUUUUGCGAUUAAUCGUCAAGAACUGUUUUUAAACAUUUCACUAUGAUUUUUUUAAUUAAAGGUUUAUGUAAAAUACAUUCCAAUUUAAGAUUGUUUUCCCCCCUCCCUCCAUAUUUACGUGUGGCGUUUAUGUUCUAAGUGUGUGUAAGGUAAGAAUGCCUGCCCUAUUUUGGGGUUGGUCAUAUUAGUAGUGUUUGGAGCGGUCAGUGUGUUUUAGGUGGUACUGUACUUGCUUUGUUCCUGUGCAUUUGAUUCAAUUACAAAACAUCAUAAAUAAUCUACAGUACCAUGUAUUCUUCGAAUGACAUGAUUUGUCCAAAAGUAGAACUCUUAUGCAAGGUAUACAAAAUGAAAUAAGAAGCACAUUUACCUGACUUGUGCGUCCUGCCUACAUUUUCGCAUUUGUAUGUGUGCCUAUUUUGCAAUAUUUGGUGUUACAUUGCGGAUCAAUAAAAUGGUAAAAAACAAAA